Molecule: messenger RNA, 4739 nt
Organism: Acipenser ruthenus (sterlet)
Lineage: Eukaryota; Metazoa; Chordata; Actinopteri; Acipenseriformes; Acipenseridae
Product: protein LSM14 homolog A-like
Exons: 12
Coding region: 182-1726 (514 amino acids)
Biological process (GO): cytoplasmic stress granule assembly; P-body assembly
Cellular component (GO): P-body
Molecular function (GO): mRNA binding
Source: RefSeq, a predicted model, not a curated record
CUUGACAACUUCCCAUCACCCUCCUCCUGCGGCCAGGGCGAAGGAAAAAUGAAGGCAGCCAUGUUGUAGUAGUGUAGCUGAGGGUAGGGGAGAUAGAGACAGUCAGAGACCUGAAAAACGACCCGACUCCAAAUCCACAUCCAUCCGCUGUCAGAGGAGACUAGCAGCACUCGGAGCAAACAUGAGCGGGGGGACGCCAUAUAUCGGCAGCAAAAUCAGCCUCAUCUCGAAGGCUGAGAUACGCUACGAAGGAAUUUUAUACACUAUCGACACUGAGAACUCGACCGUCGCACUCGCCAAAGUCCGUUCAUUUGGUACGGAGGAUCGACCAACUGACAGACCUAUUCCUCCUCGAGAUGAAGUGUUUGAAUACAUCAUUUUUCGGGGCAGCGACAUCAAAGAUCUCACUGUAUGUGAGCCACCCAAACCGCAGUGCUCGCUGCCUCAGGACCCUGCAAUCGUCCAGUCAUCACUUGGGACCUCGACAGCUUCUUCAUUCCAGUCUGUUGGAUCCUAUGCGCCAUUCAGCAGGAUGCCUGCCUACAGUCAGUUUAGCCCCAGCCCAUUGGUGGGACAGCAGUUUGGGGCUGUAGGAGUGGGUAACUCUUUGACAUCUUUUGGUACAGACACUACUGCCCCUGCAUCACUCUCCCAGAGCAAUACAAUUGGUUCUGCUUUUUCCCCUGACACACGUUCACUGAAAACACAGUUAACUCAAGGAGGAUCUACUGAGACUUCCGUUCCAUUUGCAGGGAUGUCGUAUCGGCAGGCAGCAGCAAAGCAUUUGGUCAAUAAGCAACAGAAGACAAAUAUACAUAAAAGUCGCUCGAGCCCCCCACUUGACCCUCUGAGGAAAAGCCCGACCCUGGAGCAGGGGGUACAGACUGCCCCAGCCGCUGCCCCUGCUCCCCCAGCACCUGCGAGCAGGAGGAGCCCAGCACCAGCCCGGCCUGUUCCCUCCACCAACCAGAAACCAGCAGAUACCCAGGAACAGAGACGGGACACACAGAAAAUGGCACGGCCUGAUGCAGAUCAAGUCAGGAAUGAAAACCGUGAGCCCAACAAGAGGCAACCAGGCAUAUUUGAUGGGCCUCCUUCUGCAAGGCGGGGCCGUGGUGGACAUCGUGGCAGAGGCAGAUUUGGUGUCAGGAGAGAUGGCCCGAUGAAGUUUGAGAAAGACUUUGACUUUGAAAGCGCCAAUGCCCAAUUCAAUAAGGAGGAAAUUGACAGAGAAUUCCAGAAUAAACUCAAAUUAAAAGAUGACAAGCCUGAAAAGCCAGAAAAGGCAGUGAAUGGUGAAGACAAGGGAGACUCUGGGGUUGAAACUCAGAACAGUGAAGGGAAUGCAGAUGAAGAGGAGGCACCGGGACCCCAAUGUUACUACGACAAAUCCAAAUCCUUCUUCGACAACAUCUCCUGCGAUGAUACGAGGAAAGCGGCAGAAAAAUCAGGAGUACCAUCUUUUCCAAGGGAGAGGAGACAGACCUGGGCAGAAGAGAGGCGGAUGAACGCAGAGACCUUUGGUAUCCCGUUACGCCACAACCGUGGUCGCGGUGGUUUCCGAGGCCGUGGAGGAAUGGGGUUCCGUGGGGGGCGGGGCCGCGGCGGGGGACGUGGAAUGUUUGGAGCCCCGCGUGGUGCUUUCCGUGGAGGAUUCAGUAGAGGACGUGGAGGAAGAGAGUUCUCAGACUUUGAAUACCGGAAGGACAACAAAGUGGCUGCAUAGUAUACUGGAAAGAUGGAUCCAAAAAAUUCAGCUCUUCAUGGUCCAGAGAAUUUUGUUCAAUUAUAACUUUUUGACAAUAAGAAUGAAGAAAUGUUUUUGCUGUAUAUUUGUCACCAGCACUGGGGUAGUGCUCGGGUAGUCACCAGCACUGCUUGAUUUCAGAGGGUUUUUGCAGUUUUUUUUUUUUUGUUAUGAUAAAACAUCUUUGAAAUGUUAAGCUACAUGUUUGAAUAUCAGCAGAAGGAUAAGUAAAUUUCUUAUGUAUAGAUACAGUACUUCAGUAAAACUAUUCAGUAUUUUUGCAUCAAUAUUGAAGUUUUUUCUUAAAAUGUAUUUGAUAAUAUUCUGUUAGUUGUAACGAAAUGUAUGCAGAAGGCCGUUGAUACUGUGAUGAAAGUACUUUGAUCACUGAAAUAGCUUUAUUUUUGGAUAUAUCCUGUAAUGUACCUUAGAAGCACCACAUUUCUGUAUAUAGCUACUGGUUUACAACGUUCUGAAAAAGUUUAACUUCAAAUGUCAUUGUACCCUGUAUAAAAUAGCCUGGUUCUUGUAGGUUGAGGUUAUUUGGUAAGCUUAAGAGCAAAACAGUGUAGAAAUGUAAUUGCUUCUGUGGAACCCUCAAUUAAGCAUAGACUAUGUGAUGUAUGAUAUUGUGAGCAGAAAUGCAUUUCAUUUGACCUAGGUUAUGAAUCUUGACAAAAGGCUUAUUCACACUGCAUGCAAACGGGGCAACGUGGUGCACAUGGAAAGCAAUUAGUUAUUGGUUUUGACCAGUGAAGUAUGAGUAAUUGCCUUUUUAUAUUGUUUGAAUAGUUUUUAUUGUAUUUAUGUAACUUUCAGUAAAAUACAAUUUAACAAGAAUUUUAUUUCAGGUGUUUAGUUUUCAUGUCUUCUGUUAGUCUUUCUAACCCGGUAAAGAGAAAUUCCUAUAAUUAACAACUGGCUUGCACUGCUGAAUUUAUAGGCCCAGUUCUACUCCACUUCCAUAGUGUUUUGGUGCUCCAAACGCUUUGGUGUGUGUGUCUAUAUAUAAGAUAUAUAUAUAUAUAUAUAUAUAUAUAUAUAUAUAUAUAUAUAUAUAUAUAUGAUAGAUAGAUAUAAAAAUGUAUGUAGCUGCCUUGCAUGGCACACAGUGUGAAUGGGCCUUUAGAUGUGGUAGUCUCUCUAAGUUGGAUGUUGGGGGCAGCUGAGGUACCCUAAACUAACUUUAUAGUAAGUAUUGGUGGAAAGUGAAAGACUGGUGGGUUGACUUAAUCUUAAGGUGAGCCAGUUUAGUAAAAUGCUAUUUGGAUGCAGCAGUGGCUGUUUUUACCAGAUUAGCAGACCUUCUGUAAAUGGAUAGUUUAUUAAAAGUAGCCUCUAUGGCACAUAACAGGAUUUUUUCAAAAAAAAAAAAAAGUAUAGUUCAGACAGUAGUUGUGUAUAAAAAGGUCUUCAAUGUCGCUGGAACGGUGCAAUUAGCUUUAAUUGGUAGGAAAAUGCUUUGUUAGUGGGAUCAGAACAUACUGCAAAACGAGACUUCAAAUUUUCCUUCUGCCGUGUGUGAUUUGAAUGAUACAGCCCUAUGGUUUUCUCUCUUGUUACAAUUUGCAUAGGUAUUCUACUUAAACAUUCAAUACUUGCUUUCAACAAGUCCCAUAUUGUUUGGGAAUGCUCAUGUUUAAAUAUUAUAGAUAAGAUAAAGCACUGGUAUUUUGAGGUGCCCACUAAAGGGUUCUGUCCAGUAUCUGAAUUAUUCUCAAAGUAUGUUCAAGCAUUGUAAUGUGGUCAUUUUUUUUCUGCGCAGAUCACUGGAAUAAUAAAGGGAUCCAAAGAUAUAUUUAAAAGAAAGAGAAAAAAAGUUUUAAUCAAUACUUUAUGUAUAACAUUGUUCUCACGAAAGUUGUCUCAGUUGGGGUGGGGUGCACACUUGAAAGAAAUAUUUUAAAUAAGUUUAAUAGCUGAUGAAAAUAAAUUACAGUUACAUAAAAGCACUACAAGGAAACCUACAUUAGGUAAGGAAGAAAAAUAGGGCAGCUAGUACAAAUGUCCAGUAGUUUAAUAAAUGUGCAGCUUGACUGGAGCUAGUAGUGAGCACAUGAAACACUGCAUGUUUACAGCCAUGCCCUGUGACUUGCCACAAUCAUGAUACUGAACAGCUUUGAGGUUUUCCGCUAUAGAGGCAGUUGCUGUAUUUUGUUGCAAUAACUAUGUAUAAUGUUACUGAAAUGUCCCAUGCUAAUUUAAGCAAGAUUUAAAGCUGUAAAUAAUACCAAAAAUGCUGUAUGCUGUGAAGGUAUGAAUAGAAGCAUUUCUCUUCUUAAACUCUGGAUGAGUAAAGAACAUUUACAGCAUGGUGUACUUUUGGUGUGCUUCACCAGACUGACAAGUGAGGUUUUUAUUCAAUGCUGAGAAAACAGUUGUUCAGUGUGUUGACUGUCUUUGUAGUCUGUUUACAUGUCUGGAAAUGACCGAGCUGCAGUAAAAACCAGUGGUCCUCCAAAACUGGUCACUGGGCACCCAAGGCGCUUUCAGACCCCCCCCCCCCCCCCCCCGUCCUGCCCGCCACCCAUGAACACUUGCUUUAGUUUUUUUCUAGGCAGCAGCCACAUUAACCAGCCUACAAAUCUCAAGCAUUACUGCUGAAGUAAGAAAGAUGUUGUAUUAUGUUUAAAAAACUAUUUUUAAAUGUUUGGGCAAUCAAAGUGAUUUAUAGUAUCGCACUAGAGCCCGCAAUGACUUUGUUUUAGCCGAUGUGGCCCUCGACAAGUUUUUUGUGAGGACCACUAGUAUAGACAACUGCUGCAAAGAGAUUUUGAUCUUCAGGUAUCUUGGAUAUAGGAGCUGAUGCACCUCACCCAGCAGCUCAACACAUUUUAUAAGUGUUUUAUUUGUUUUUUUCCUCAUAAAUGCAAAUGGAAUUUGAACUUUUUUUUUUGGGGGGGGGGGGGUUGACAAGAUCUAACAAUAAAUAAAUCAAUACAUGUAUGUAAAAAUAAACAUUCUUAAAGCAUUGAAUAAAGUUGUAAUGUCA